AUGCCACCACAGCUAAGCUCGCAGGGUACCGCAGCGAUUGUGUAUCUUGGCGGACACUGUUUCACCCGUCCUCAAAGCAAGGUUCUCCAAUUACCUUUCUUUGACUCAUCAGUUAUCGUGUUGUUAUUGCUACAAAUGCUAAGACAUGCAGUCACAACAACCAAGAAGCUGCUCUUUAUAAUUCUGAUGUGUCCGGCAGCUAUUUGGUUAGUCUACGAGCUGCGGAAAUUGGAACAAAUAUUUCACAUAAAUCUUAUAAGAGUAGCACAGGCGCAUAUUGUUGCUCUUACAAUAGCAGAAGUUUCGCGAAUCUUUCUCAUACUGUACGACCUCGAAAUAUUCGGCAAAAAAGGUUUCAUUAACACCGAGCUGUUCGUCCUUUUCUUUGUAAGAUUUUUGCUGCUGGCCUGUCUUCAAACUAUGAUUCCUGCUAUCUCGGUUGAGAGAACAUUCGCUUCAACCUAUAUCAGUGACUAUGAACGUAAGAAUCGCUCAUGGAUUUCGCGUUUGGUGAUUGGGAGCGCUCUCAUGGUCACCUUGCUCUAUACUGUGCUUGUGCAACUGAUGAGUGUCGGCAUGCAGACCGUGGUUCCUUUUGCUGUGCUCGCUUUGUGCAUAAAUAUAUUCUCGUCAGUAGCCAUGGUAAUGGUGCACAGACGUGAUGCAGCUAAACUUCGUGAUCUUGAAAAUAUGACUGGAUAUUCUACGAUUGACUACACAUUGAGCAUGAAGUUUCAACUAGCUGAAAAUGUUCGUGUUACAAAGUGGCUCACCUACGCUUCAGUUGGUUAUACUAUUUGGGGAAUCAUUGGAGCUUUUUUCUGCUUUCCGCCACUUUUAAUCUUUGAUGAUAGCAAUCUUUUCGGGCAGCUUCUCUACGAAGCUUUGAAUGUUUACUUUGCGAUAACGUUUGCUGUUGUUUUUUGGCUAUCCCUCGCAGCGAUUGGUGAAUUGCGACACUUUUCGGAUACAAUUUUACUGCUCUGUUACAAACAGAAAAUUAUUGCUUCAAUUUGUAAUACAGCUGCUGUCAAAAGCAACGACUCUGUUAUAGCAACAGAAAUGUACUUCAAUCAGCUGAAAUCUGCUUGGGGACCCUGA
Messenger RNA from Cylicocyclus nassatus, 1101 nucleotides. The record is from the annotation of a GenBank genome assembly. NCBI's taxonomy places the organism in Eukaryota, Metazoa, Nematoda, Chromadorea, Rhabditida, Strongylidae.